AUGGCAGACCCCGAGGACCCCCCGCGCGUUGUUGUGGGCGAUGGCGGGGAGGGCGCGGGGGAGGACGGCUCCCUCCAGAACGACUCCUUCCCGCUCUCCUCGCUGGCCAACUUGUUCGAGAGCGAGGACACCCCGACCCCCGCCGAGGCAGCGCGGGGACCCCCCGGCGCCGGGGAUGGAAAGCAAAACCUCCGCAUGAAAUUCCACGGGGCCUUUCGGAAAGGCGCCCCGAAGCCCAUGGAGCUGCUGGAGGCCACCAUCUACGAGUCCCCCGUGGUCCCCGCGCCCAAGAAAGCCCCCAUGGACUCCCUCUUCGACUACGGUACCUACCGCCACCACCCCAGYGAGAACAAGCGCUGGCGCAGGAGGACAGCCCUGCACAUCGCCAUCGAGCGCCGCUGCAAACACUACGUGGAGCUGCUGGUGGAGAAGGGAGCGGACGUCCACGCCCAGGCCCGCGGCCGCUUCUUCCAGCCUAAGGAUGAGGGCGGAUACUUCUACUUCGGCGAGCUGCCCCUCUCUCUGGCCGCCUGCACCAACCAGCCCCACAUCGUGCACUACCUGACGGAGAACGGACACAAGCAGGCGGACCUGCGGCGCCAGGACUCCCGCGGCAACACGGUGCUGCACGCCCUGGUGGCCAUCGCCGACAACACCCGCGAGAACACCAAGUUCGUCACCAAGAUGUACGACCUGCUCCUCGUCAAGUGCGCCAAGCUCUUCCCCGACACCAAUCUGGAGGCGCUGCUCAACAACGACGGCCUGUCCCCGCUCAUGAUGGCGGCCAAGACCGGCAAGAUCGGGAUCUUCCAGCACAUCAUCCGGCGGGAGAUCACGGACGAGGACGCCCGGCACCUCUCACGGAAGUUCAAGGACUGGGCGUACGGCCCCGUCUACUCCUCCCUCUAUGACCUCUCCUCACUGGACACCUGUGGGGAGGAGGUGUCUGUGCUGGAGAUCCUUGUCUAUAACAGCAAGAUUGAGAACCGCCACGAGAUGUUGGCUGUGGAGCCCAUCAAUGAGCUGCUGCGCGACAAGUGGCGCAAGUUUGGGGCUGUCUCCUUCUACAUCAGCGUGGUCUCCUACCUCAGUGCCAUGAUCAUCUUCACCCUCGUCGCCUACUACCGCCCCAUGGAAGGCCCUCCCCCCUACCCAUACACCACCACUGCUGACUACCUGCGCCUGGCUGGGGAGAUCAUCACCCUCCUCACUGGAAUCCUCUUCUUCUGCACAAACAUCAAAGACCUGUUCAUGAAGAAGUGCCCAGGUGUGAACUCCUUCUUCAUAGAUGGUUCCUUCCAGCUGCUCUACUUCAUCUACUCGGUGCUGGUGAUUGUCACGGCGGGGCUGUACCUGGGUGGCAUCGAGGCGUACCUGGCUGUCAUGGUCUUCGCGCUGGUCCUGGGCUGGAUGAACGCCCUGUACUUCACCCGUGGGCUCAAGCUGACAGGGACCUACAGCAUCAUGAUCCAGAAGAUCCUCUUCAAAGACCUGUUCCGCUUCCUUCUGGUUUACUUACUCUUCAUGAUCGGCUACGCAUCAGCCCUGGUGUCCCUCCUGAACCCGUGUCCCAGCAGCGAGUCCUGCAGUGAGAAGUCCAACUGCACAGUGCCCACCUACCCAUCCUGCCGGGACAGCCAGACCUUCAGCACCUUCCUGCUGGACCUCUUCAAGCUCACCAUCGGCAUGGGUGACCUGGAGAUGCUUGAGAGUGCCAAGUACCCCGGUGUCUUCAUCAUCCUCCUCGUCACCUACAUCAUCCUCACCUUUGUGCUCCUCCUCAACAUGCUCAUCGCCCUCAUGGGUGAGACCGUGGGCCAAGUCUCCAAGGAGAGCAAGCACAUAUGGAAGCUGCAGUGGGCCACCACCAUCCUGGACAUCGAGCGCUCCUUCCCAGUGUUCCUGCGGAAAGCCUUCCGCUCAGGGGAGAUGGUCACCGUGGGGAAGGGCACGGACGGGACGCCGGACCGCCGCUGGUGCUUCAGGGUGGACGAGGUGAACUGGUCUCACUGGAACCAGAAUCUAGGCAUCAUCAGUGAGGAUCCGGGCAAGAAUGACACAUACCAGUACUACGGCUUCUCCCACACCAUGGGCCGGCUGCGGAGAGAUCGCUGGUCGACCGUGGUGCCGCGCGUGGUGGAGCUCAACAAGAGCUGCCAGCCGGAGGAGGUGGUGGUGCCGCUGGGGACCAUGGGCACGGCGGAGCCGCGGGAGCGGCGGCACGGCCAGGCCCCGAGCUCCCUGCUCUAG
Manacus vitellinus (golden-collared manakin) is the source of this 2250-nucleotide messenger RNA. It is a transcript of the gene TRPV4, whose product is annotated as transient receptor potential cation channel subfamily V member 4. The record is from RefSeq and is a predicted model, not a curated record. The transcript is spliced from 13 exons. Gene Ontology annotation, molecular function: calcium channel activity; protein binding. Gene Ontology annotation, biological process: actin filament organization; calcium ion import across plasma membrane; osmosensory signaling pathway. NCBI's taxonomy places the organism in Eukaryota, Metazoa, Chordata, Aves, Passeriformes, Pipridae. The coding region runs from base 1 to 2250 and encodes 749 amino acids. Gene Ontology annotation, cellular component: membrane; cilium.